AUUUAAUAUAGAAUUUUGAUGUGAUAUAAAGCUGGUAGCAACUUUUAAAUUGUUAAUUGACAGACCUGAAAAUGAGAAUACAAAUCAUAGCUGUACUUUGUACAUUUCUAUUUAUAGGUGCUUUUGGUAAAAAUGCAAGAAUUAUCGGUGGCAAAGCGGCAAAAAUACGCGAUUUUCCCUUCCUUGUCUCCAUAAGGUUUCACAUAAAUAAUAUUCACUUAUGUGGAGGUGUUAUUAUCAGUCAAAAGCACGUGCUUACUGUAGCUCAUUGUGUUCAAGAUUCUUUAUCAAAUUGGUCUAGUCUAAAAGUAUUUGCUGGAUCAUCAAGUUUGUCUGCAGUUGAGGGUACCGCGUAUGCAGUGGAAGAUGUCAAAUUCCAUCCAAACUAUAAUGUAAUACUUACAGCUGAAGAUCAUUAUCGCAAUGAUUUGGCUAUUGUAUUUGUUAUCGGAUUUAUUCAGUUUAGUGAAUUACAACAAGCAAUUCCACUUCCAACAGCUGAUUGUACAAUAGGUGAUAAGGUCACAAUAGUUGGUUGGGGACUAGCAUCAGUAAGGAGAGGAGUACCCAUAUUUAGUUUACGAAAAGAUAAAUCCAGUAUUCUUCCUCGUGAACAUUGUAAUCAAGUAUUCAAUUUUGCUUUGUAUGACGAACAAAUCUGUACAUACUUGAAGGCAUUCAAUUCAGAAGUAGGUGAUGAUGGAGGACCAGUGAUAAGUAAUGGAAAAUUAGUUGGAAUUAUAUCACUUAGGAGUACAUUAUUCAACGAUAAUUAUAAUGUUCACAGCAAUGUCUAUCAACAAUUGGAUUUCAUAAGAUCCGUCCUCUAACAUUAACAACAUUAUUUUUAAUUUAUUAUUUAAUAA
Molecule: messenger RNA, 866 nt
Organism: Ceratosolen solmsi marchali
Lineage: Eukaryota; Metazoa; Arthropoda; Insecta; Hymenoptera; Agaonidae
Product: trypsin beta-like
Exons: 4
Coding region: 72-830 (252 amino acids)
Biological process (GO): proteolysis
Molecular function (GO): serine-type endopeptidase activity
Source: RefSeq, a predicted model, not a curated record